This is a messenger RNA of Coregonus sp. 'balchen', 19165 nucleotides long. The record is from the annotation of a GenBank genome assembly. NCBI's taxonomy places the organism in Eukaryota, Metazoa, Chordata, Actinopteri, Salmoniformes, Salmonidae.
AUGAUAGCAGGCUCCCACGAGAGAGGAGUGAGUCACAAACUAGACUUCCACUUCCAAUGACAAGAAUAAUGGAUGGUGUUGAGUCCAAUCAUGUUUCAUCAUGUCUUCUCUUCAAUAGAGAGUUGAUGCGUUUGUGUGUGUGUGUGUGUGUGUGUGUGAAGUAUUGUAUGAAAAGCAAAGAUGAUUUAUAGUAGCUUAUUUGCAUGUGCAGUAUGAUCAGAUGGGUUUGUUCUAGUUGAAUGCAGCAGAAGGAACGUUGGGUGUUCUGGAAGAUCUCCUCUCUGCAUGGUGUUCUGAACAGAGCUCAGUGGUUAGUGGGAUGGUCUGGAAGAUCUCUCUGCAUGGUGUUCUGAACAGAGCUCAGUGGUUAGUGGGAUGGUCUGGAAGAUCUCCUCUCUGCAUGGUGUUCUGAACAGAGCUCAGUGGUUAGUGUGAUGGUCUGGAAGAUCUCCUCUCUGCAUGGUGUUCUGAACAGAGCUCAGUGGUUGGUGUGAUGGUCUGGAAGAUCUCCUCUCUGCAUGGUGUUCUGAACAGAGCUCAGUGGUUAGUGUGAUGGUCUGGAAGAUCUCCUCUCUGCAUGGUGUUCUGAACAGAGCUCAGUGGUUAGUGUGAUGGUCUGGAAGAUCUCCUCUCUGCAUGGUGUUCUGAACAGAGCUCAGUGGUUGGUGUGAUGGUCUGGAAGAUCUCCUCUCUGCAUGGUGUUCUGAACAGAGCUCAGUGGUUAGUGUGAUGGUCUGGAAGAUCUCCUCUCUGCAUGGUGUUCUGAACAAAGCUCAGUGGUUAGUGUGAUUGUCUGGAAGAUCAGCAGGUGUUCCAUUUUUAAACUCACAGGUAAACAGACUGGAGACACGUACUGAAAUAGGAAACAGUACUAAUAUUAGCCAGGGUAUCAGUCUGUCUCUGCUUUAGCAAUCUUGUUGUUGUUGUUUGGCAUGGAAAAUAUGGUAGUAUUGAUGAGUGAAAAAUAGUAAUGUACUUAGUGCCCAAGCUAUAUACUGUAGUCUCUUGUUGCCUCCACUGCAGUACUUUUAGGUUAUAUGAAAUAUUGCAGAGGCAAUGUGUUUUAGUUCAUUAAUUAGUCUUUGAGUGUGAACAAAGAUGUGUUUUAAUGUAAAUGUUUUCCACAGCACUAUGCAAACAGUAUGUCAGAGAGAGACAAUGGUGGUCCUGGUCUGGUCUGACGAUGUGCCUGAUAACAAGGCCUCUACUGUCGGCAACAUUUCUCUUACCAUGAGGUAGAUCUCAAUAGUCUCUAACGUGACUUCCUCUCCUCUCCUUCCCUUCAUCUGUACUGAUCUGACUCGGUGAGAUCAGAUCACAGAAAGGAAGAAAUGUGGUGGAUUCCUUUGUGGAAUACUCAUGCGCCUGUCGAGUGCUCUCACAGUGUAGACAAAGGAGAGAAGAUGAGGAGAGGAAGUCACUAUAGACUAUUGAGAUGAGGAGAGGACGCUACUAGACUAUUGAGAUGCAGCCCAUGUUAUCUGAACCAUGGGCGAUAUGAAGCAGGGAGCUUUCAGGUUCAUUCAGGGUUAGCAGACACGGCAGGCAGACGGUGAAGUGAAAAGACUACAGUAACUGCAGUCUUUUCCUUUUAAAGGGAUAGUUCAUCCAACUGUUUACCCAACUGUGAACUAUCCCUUUAACCUAAUGGUGGUCUUACUAUACUACACACAGAUGGUCUGUAGAUGUAACUAGCUGGUGUCUGUUCCCCUCAGAUGGUCUGUAGAUGUAACUAGCUGGUGUCUGUUCCCCUCAGAUGGUCUGUAGAUGUAACUAGCUGGUGUCUGUUCCCCUCAGAUGGUCUGUAUAUGUAACUAGCUGGUGUCUGUUCCCCUCAGAUGGUCUGUAGAUGUAACUAGCUGGUGUCUGUUCCCCUCAGAUGGUCUGUAGAUGUAACUAGCUGGUGUCUGUUUCCCCUCAGAUGGUCUGUAGAUGUAACUAGCUGGUGUCUGUUCCCCUCAGAUGGUCUGUAGAUGUAACUAGCUGGUGUCUGUUCUCCUCAGAUGGUCUGUAGAUGUAACUAGCUGGUGUCUUCCCAUCAUCCCUAGCAAACACAGCUGAUUCAACUAAUUGUGUUCUAAACUGAAGAUCAUGAUUAGUUUAUUAUUGGAGUCAGGUGUGUUAGCUGGGGCUGGGGGAGAAAGUGUGACACCGAUCAGGCCCCCGAGGACUGGAGUUGCCCAUCCCUGGGCUAGAAGACGGUUUUGAAGAAUGUUUUACUUGCAAUGAUUUGACCUACUUUGGUUGAAUGCACUGACUGUAAGUUGCUCUGCAUAAGCUAAAUUACAAAAAUGUAACUGUCACCUCCUCAUUCCAGGGCGCCCUCCUCUGAGCUAUCUGCUCUGAUUGAGAAGCUGCAGAAGAAUGCUGACAAGGUGGAGAAGCUCAUCUAUGAGACGGAGCAGAACCUCAACAAGGUACAGAACCGCAAAGAACCGCAUCACACAGAACCUCAUAGAACCGCUUAGAACAUCAUAAAACCACACAGAACAUGGAUAGAAUCUCAAAGAUCAUCAUAUAACAUUGUAGAACCUCAUUGAACCACAUAGAACCUCAGAACUACAUAGAACCUCAUGCAACAUCAUAGAAUGUCACAGAACCUUCUGAUAGGGUCAUACCUUUAUAAUGCAACAACAACAUCAUAUUGAUGAGUCUGGCAGACUGUUUGCGUCCUCCUAAUUGGCUCUGUCUGGCUCUCGAUGUCUUUGACAACAUCAUAUGAUAACGUUUGACUGCUCUGUGUUGUAUCAGGAUGUGAGUAAGAUCAACGAGGGCAAGCAGCCUCUGUACCAGGACGACACCAACAAGCGCAUCCUGAACUCUCUGGAGCUGCUGCAAGGCCUGGAUGAGGAUGCUGUCGACGCAAAACGCCUGCAGCACCCCCAGGCUGAGAUGAUCGAGCAGGAGUGAGUUAUAUUAUAUAGCAGAUAUACACUAUACUAGAUAUACCUACUGUACCUGCAGCACCGCCAGUCUGAGAUGAUCGAGCAGGAGUGAGUUAUAUUGUAGAUAUACACUACACCAGAUAUACCUACUGUACCUGCAGCACCGCCAGGCUGAGAUGAUAGAGCAGGAGUUAUAUUAUAUAGUAGAUAUACACUAUACUAGAUAUACCUACUGUACCUGCAGCACCGCCAGGCUGAGAUGAUCGAACAGGAGUGAGUUAUAUUAUAUAGCAGAUAUACACUAUACUAGAUAUACCUACUGUACCUGCAGCACCCCCAGGCUGAGAUGAUCGAACAGGAGUGAGUUAUAUUAUAUAGCAGAUAUACACUAUACUAGAUAUACCUACUGUACCUGCAGCACCGCCAGGCUGAGAUGAUCGAACAGGAGUGAGUUAUAUUAUAUAGCAGAUAUACACUAUACUAGAUAUACCUACUGUACCUGCAGCACCGCCAGGCUGAGAUGAUCGAACAGGAGUGAGUUAUAUUAUAUAGCAGAUAUACACUAUACUAGAUAUACCUACUGUACCUGCAGCACCGCCAGGCUGAGAUGAUAGAGCAGGAGUUAUAGUAGAUAUAUACCUACUGUACCUGCAGCACCGCCAGGCUGAGAUGAUAGAGCAGGAGUUAUAUUAUAUAGUAGAUAUGUACCUGCAGCACCGCCAGGCUGAGAUGAUAGAGCAGGAGUUAUAUUAUAUAGUAGAUAUGUACCUGCAGCACCGCCAGGCUGAGAUGAUAGAGCAGGAGUUAUAUUAUAUAGUAGAUAUGUACCUGCAGCACCGCCAGGCUGAGAUGAUAGAGCAGGAGUUAUAUUAUAUAGUAGAUAUGUACCUGCAGCACCGCCAGGCUGAGAUGAUAGAGCAGGAGUUAUAUUAUAUAGUAGAUAUGUACCUGCAGCACCGCCAGGCUGAGAUGAUAGAGCAGGAGUUAUAUUAUAUAGUAGAUAUGUACCUGCAGCACCGCCAGGCUGAGAUGAUAGAGCAGGAGUAAGUCUUAAUAAGCUAAUACACUAGAUAUUGUACCCUCUUCAACUCAACCCUGAUCUCCACUCACUCACUCACUCCACUGUUGAGUUCUAACUAACCCUGUGUUCUAACCCUGUGUUCUAACCCUGUGUUCUAACCCUGUGUUCUAACCCUGUGUUCUCUCCUCCAGUAUGAAGCAGCUGAGAGAGAGACUGAGUAAGCUGAGAGAGGACCAUGACCGCAUCUACCACCUGACCCGCUCUGAGGGCCUGCCGAGCGUCAACUGGGGCAAGAUCAUAGACGAGAAACAGGUGAGGGGAACACGUACACACACGGGCUUGGAUAUGUGUACACACAGUUCACACACACUUUUACGCAGACAAUAACACAAACUUAAUAUCUUUCUUCCGACCAGGUCAACCUGAAGAACAAAGGUUUUGGUCAGGACCUGCCGACCAUAGAGAAUGAGGUGGAGGAACACAACAUCUUUCACAGUGAGGUGGAGGCCCUGGCCCCUCACAUCUCAGCCAGCGACAACAAGGUAGGACUAACAACCAGCUUAGAAACUAACUGAUACAUUGGAUUUAUAUUCACUCAUUUAGUAGUCUAUUAUCCAGUAAGAUAAUCAUUGCUUUAUUUGUAGUACACAUAUCUGACAACGACGACAACAACCGCUCAAAAAGUUACAUUCAUGAUUUUAAAAAACAGGCAUAAAUUGUACUAAAUUAUUGUCAACAAUGACCCAUUCCUCACAAAGCAAACCUUCAUGCAUCACAUUAAAAUGUCGUUAUUUAGUCGAGUCUCUUAUCCAGAGGGACUUUCAAUAACGUAGUUAAAAUAACCAGGCGUCUCAGACAGCGACAACAAGGUAGGACUAACAGCCACUCAGGUCAACUCUGGCCCACUUCAGUUAGAAACUGUUGCAUUUGAAAAAAACUAAGACUGUUUUUACGUUUGAGGUUUCGCUAAAAUACCCGCGUAUAUACAUACAGUGUUACAGAAGUGUAAAGACACAAAUCUAGAAUAAUUUCUGACUUCUCCACACCAUUUCCAGUCAUUCAAUGCGCAUAAUGUCGCAUAGACAUGACGUAUGUUAGUGAGGAUUUUUGUUUCCCCAGUCAAGCUCAGUUUCAUUUAAUAUGCCUGAAAGGAGGGAGUGCACACGGAAAGUUCCAUGCAGUAAUAUUCUCUCUCUAGUUCUCUCAAUUUAAGGGGCUUUAUUGGCAUGGGAAACAUAUGUUAACAUUGUCAAAGCAAGUGAAACAGAUAAUAAACAAAAGUGAAAUAAACAAUUUAAAAAAUAACAGUAAACAUUACACUCUCUCUCUCUCUCUCUCUCUCUCUCUCUCUCUCUCUCUCUCUCUCUCUCUGUCUGUCUGUCUGUCUGUCUGUCUGUCUCUCUCUCUCUCUGUCUCUCUGUCUCUCUCUGUCUCUCUGUCUCUCUCUGUCUCUCUCUGUCUCUCUCUGUCUCUCUCUGUCUCUCUCUGUCUCUCUGUCUCUCUGUCUCUCUCUGUCUCUCUCUGUCUCUCUCUGUCUCUGUCUCUCUCUCUCUCUCUCUCUCUCUCUCUGUCUCUCUCUGUCUCUCUCUGUUUCUCUCUGUCUCUGUCUCUCUCUCUCUCUCUCUCUCUCUAGGACAAUGCCAGUGGCCUCCAGCUGAAUUACAACAAGCUCCUGGUAAGAUUGACUUUAUCUGAAGCAUGGACUCAGGGAGAGCUUGAGGAGUGUAUAUGCAUGUACAGUACUUCUAUGUGCGUUCAGUAUGUCUACAACAGUGUCUGUGUGUACAAAGUGUUGAUGUUUUAUCCACCUACACCCUGGCUCCCCCCCCCUCCUUCCCUUCCUUUGGCCAGAGUGUGUGUGGUCAGUAGUGAUGAAUGUGUGUUUCAUUCACCAUCACCCUUUCCCCCUCUGCUUCCCCUAACCCAGAAUAUUCUCUCUCUAGUAACUAUCUAUCCUGUCCCUCCCCAGGCCAGUUCCAGUGUGUAGGUCUCUAUAGUAACUAUCUAUCCUGUCCCUCCCCAGGCCAGUUCCAGUGUGUAGGUCUCUAUAGUAACUAUCUAUCCUGUCCCUCCCCAGGCCAGUUCCAGUGCUCGACAGCGCCACCUGCUGAGCCUGCGUGACUACAUGCAGCGCUGCACCAAUGAGCUGUACUGGAUGGACCAGCAGGCAGGGGAGAGGAUCAACUAUGACUGGAGCGACACCAACCUGGACUUCCCUGCUCGUCAGAGACAGUAUGAGGUAGAGAGGGACACACAAACACACACACUGUCCUUCACCUGCACUGACAGAGUAAUACAUUCAGGGUGUUAUUUGACACCUGAUCCUACAUGUUAUUUGACACCUGAUCCUACAUGUUAUUUGACACCUGAUCCUACAUGUUAUUUGACACCUGAUCCUACAUGUUAUUUGACACCUGAUCCUACAUGUUAUGUGACACCUGAUCCUACAUGUUAUGUGACACCUGAUCCUACAUGUUCUUUGACACCUGAUCCUACAUGUUACAUGUGUUGGAACGUAAAGAGGGACUUGUAUCUCUUUAAAUCUCCCACCAGAACUUCAUAAGUAAGUGUCUCGAGUCCAAGGAGGCCACUGUCACGCAGCUGAAUGAUGAUGGAGAUAAACUAAUCUCUACCAACCAUCCUGGCAAGAAUGUCAUUGAGGUACACACACACACACACACACAUCUCUACUUACCAUCCUGGGAUGAAUGUUAUGGAGAUACACUUCACUUAUCCCCUGUCAUUCUACUAUUGGGGAAAAUCCUAACUUCCACUUUAGUCUUUUGUUUGCCUAAGUCAUGCAUUGAUGUCAAUGGGAGACUAAGGUAAAACUAGACAUUUUUGUUGAAGUUAGGAUUCGACCCUACUGAGAUUAAAAUCAGCAAAAUGAAUAUGGAUUAAACAGCAAACAGACUAAUGUAACAGACCUCUACUCUACCUCUCAGGCUCACAUGGAGGCAGUGCAUGCUGACUGGAAGGAGUACCUGAACCUGCUCAUCUGUGAAGAGAACCACCUGAAACACAUGGACGAGUACCACAAGGUGAUUAGCAUACUGUAACACAACCCAACCUAACCCUAACUUUAACCCUCAUACCACCUGAAACACAUGGACGAGUACCACAAGGUGAUUAGCAUACUGUAACACUAUAACACAACCCAACCUAACCCUAACUUUAACCCUCAUACCACCUAAAGCACAUGGACGAGUACCAAAAGGUGAUUAGCAUACUGUAACACUAUAACACAACCCAACCUAACCCUAACGUUAACCCUAAUACCACCUGAAACACAUGGAUGAGUACCACAAGGUGAUUAGCAUACUGUAACACAACCCAACCUAACCCUAACUUUAACCCUCAUACCACCUGAAACACAUGGACGAGUACCACAAGGUAUUAGCAUACUGUAACCCAACCCAACCCAACAUAACCUUAACCCUCAUACCACCUGAAACACAUGGACGAGUACCACAAGGUGAUUAGCAUACUGUAACACAACCCAACCUAACCCUAACUUUAACCCUCAUACCACCUGAAACACAUGGACCACUACCACAAGGUGAUUAGCAUACUGUAACACUAUAACACAACCCAACCUAACCCUAACUUUAACCCUCAUACCACCUGAAACACAUGGACCACUACCACAAGGUGAUUAGCAUACUGUAACACUAUAACACAACCCAAACUAACCCUAACUUUAACCCUCAUACCACCUGAAACACAUGGACGAGUACCACAAGGUGAUUAGCAUACUGUAACCCUAUAACCCAACCUAACCCUAACUUUAACCCUCAUACCACCUGAAACACAUGGACCACUACCACCAGGUGAUUCAGAGCAACAAGUAUUCAGAAAGCAUCAGUUUAAGAAAUCCUGAAUGUUUGAACAGGGUCAUUGGAUUUUGAUAGGCCUGUGUACAAAGCAACAGCUUGCGAGUUACAGACUUGGCAUGUCAUGGCAUGUGAACAAAGUUGGUUAAGGCAGAGACCGACUGCCAGCCAGUUUACCUUAGUGUAAAUCAACUCUGAGCAGCUUUCAGUCAUUUGUUACAUCAGUGUUUUUCCUGACUGCGUCUAUUUUCUCUCCAGUUCCACAAAGAGGCCAGGGACACCCAGGAUCUUCUGAAGAGACUGGAAACAGAGGUCAACCAGAAGUACAAACCAGAGUUCAAGGACAUGUACCAGAUGGAGAGCCUCAUCAGAGACCUGGACGUGAGUGGACUUUAUAACUACAAUGUUUUGCUAUGAGUAGGCUUUCUAACUACUUUAGUUUACUGAGAAUGGGCUUUACACUACUGUAGUUUACUAAGAGUGGGCUUUACACUACUGUAGUUUACUAAGAGUGGGCUUUACAUUACUGUAGUUUACUGAGAGUGGGCUUUACACUAUUGUAGUUUACUGAGAGUGGGCUUUACACUACUUUAGUUUACUGAGAGUGGGCUUUACACUACUGUAGUUUACUGAGAGUUGGCUUUACACUACUGUAGUUUACUAAGAGUGGCCUUUACACUACUGUAGUUUACUGAGAGUGGGCUUUACACUACUGUAGUUUACUAAGAGUGGGCUUUACACUACUGUAGUUUACUGAGAGUGGGCUUUACACUACUGUAGUUUACUAAGAGUGGGCUUUACUGGAGUUUACUAAGAGUGGGCUUUACACUACUGUAGUGUACUAAGAGUGGGCUUUACUGUAGUGUACUAAGAGUGGGCUUUACACUACUGUAGUUUACUAAGAGUGGGCUUUACUGUAGUGUACUAAGAGUGGGCUUUACACUACUGUAGUUUACUAAGAGUGGGCUUUACUGUAGUGUACUAAGAGUGGGCUUUACACUACUGUAGUUUACUAAGAGUGGGCUUUACACUACUGUAGUUUACUAAGAGUAGGCUUUACACUACUGUAGUUUACUAAGAGUGGGCUUUACGCUACUGUAGUUUACUACAUGUAUGGGGGACAGAUCUGUUUCUGCUUCAGCCAAACAACGACAAAGCAGUUGGAUAAAGCAGAGACAAUUAUUUCUGGCGUACAGGUCUGUCUGCUUACCAGGCUAGUUUACAAUCUCAAUCAAGAAAAUCUUGAUUUUUACAAAUGUAUUAGCCUUAGUCUUAGAACUAUAAAUCCAAAAUGCUCUUGAAAAAACCCUAACUGUGUUUGUGUGUGUUUGUGUGUGUUUGUGUGUGUUUGUGUGUGUGUGUGUGCAGGACCAGGCGAAGGCCAUGGACCACUUUGAUGAGCGUGUGAUGGCUCUGGAGAAGCGCAGCCUACAGGUUCUCCCUCUCCAGUUCCGUAGGAACACCCCUCAGAAGCUGCUCCCCGUCGAGGCGCUGUGUGAGUUCGACACUGACGAGGUAAACCUGGAUAUACCACCACCCUACUCUAGAUUCAGACUGAUACCUUGCCAACUAUCCUCCUCCACACACACGCUUCUUUGUGUCAAUCAUUCUACGAUUUUGUCUCUUUCCCCUCUCUCCUUCUUCCCUUCUCUCCUUCCUCUCCAUCUCCUCCACUCCCUCCCUUUCUCACUCUCCUUUUCUGUCUCCAGUCAUUCUCUAAUCCCUAUGUGUGGUGUGUUUUUCUGUUAUCAUGACUAAGGCUGUCUGACUGCACCACAUCUUUUCUCUCCUCUUUUCCUCCUUCACUCUCGCUCCUUUAAUUCCAGUCCCCUAAAUGUGGUUUUGUGUAUUUAAAUCCUCUAAGAGGCCAGGCCUGUGCUCUGCAUCUUAUUUAAGCCUUCAGGGGAUCAGCCGCAGGCUGAGGGGGUUUUAGGAGUGGAUUUUGUGAGCUGGAGAGCGAGGUGUGUGUGGUGUGUGUGGUGUGUGUGGUGUGUGUGGUGUGUGUGGUGUGUGUGUGUGUGUGUGUGCCGCAGUCGAGAGAGCUCUUAAGAUUUAGGAACCGGAUCAGACAGUGAGGGGAAACGUGGUGUUGUGUUUAGAUUUGUUUUUGUGACCUGACCGGUAAAAACUGUGAACUCUAGUUUACUAACUAGGGCUUAGUGUUUCCCUGGUCAGGAAAAGCUAAGGGCCUUAUCCAAAGUGGUUCAGUGAGUGAAACACUGUUGUGUUCUAGUUGUCCCAUGCUGAUUUAGUGAGUCAACCUCUAUGCUGUGUUCUGGUUCUUCCAUACCAGAUCAGUCAGUGAAACUCUGUGUAAUGUUGUGGUUGUCCAUCCCAGGGUCAGACCAGUGAUUUAAACUCUGUGUAAUGUUGUGGUUGUCCAUCCCAGGGUCAGAUCAGUGCUUUAAACUCUGUGUAAUGUUGUGGUUGUCCAUCCCAGGGUCAGAUCCUGCGUGGAGAGAGGUACACCCUCCUGAGUAACAAGGGGCCCAAGUGGGAGGUGAAGGACGCGGCCGGGCGUAAACUGACCGCUCCAGGGGCCUGCUUCAUGAUCCCCCCCACAGACCCAGAGUCUGUCUCCAUCUCCAACAAGUGAGUGUGUGUGUGUUAUGGGGGCCGGGUGGAGAGGGGUGUGUGUAUGAGUGUGGUGUGUGUGUGACGGGGUGGGGGGGUGCAAGUGUCUACCUGCUAUGUGCCUGAGAUUGUGUUGUUUCCCAAGACAGUAUACUUGUACACUGUGUAACAGUGUCUUGUGUUUCCAGUCUGGCCACCCAGCAGAAGGGUAUUAAGAUGAAGGUGUCUGGCAGUAAGACCACCCUGGUCAAACGCCUGGAGGAACUGAAGAAAGACGGCACCGCUGGCUCUGGUAGGUACUGUUAUGUCAUGGUAUGUCAUGGUAUGUCAUGGUAUGUUAUGUCAUGUCAUGGCAUGGUAUGUCAUGGUAUGUUAUGUCAUGGUAUGUUAUGUCAUGGUAUGUCAUGUCAUGGUAUGUCAUGGUAUGUCAUGGUAUGUCAUGGUAUGGUAUGUCAUGGUAUGUCCCUGUCUCGACCUCUGAAUGCUCGGCCACCUGACAUUUUCUCCUGUUGCACCCUCUGUAACAGGGGUCUCCAGCCUUUUCUAGCAUGAGCGCUACUUUUUUAAAAUUGAAACGUUGCGAGCUACUGAUUUUUCUUUUUAUAGCUUUUAAAUAGUCACAUUCUUCUCUUCUCCUCGACCCUGCAACUCGUCCCCGGGUCCUUGGUGUACAAGAGAUGUCAAUAUACCUGGUAAAAUAAUGGUUAAUAAACUGUAUUCAGCAUGACAGCCCCAUAAAAUCAUAUUUUGUAUUUUCCCGAAUUCUGUUUUCUCUGUUUUUUAUUUGUCCUGGUUUUGCCUCCGUUUUGUACAAAUGUAGAUUUUUGAGUGUAUUUCCCCUUUAAUUGUGCAUCUAGCGAGAGAGGAAUGUGUCAACCUAGCGAUGCUUCUGUUAAGCCUACUGCAGCACAUGUCAUGGCAGAGUUUGUAAAACAAUGGCCACCCAAUUCAUACAAAUAAUCAUGAUAUAGUUCUGUCAGCUAAGCCUACUUUGCGGUUAAUAUUUAAUUGAGAAGGUUUUUGGGGAAAGUCUUUCUGUCUACCCACAAGGUCAUCAUUAGCAUCGCUAACUGGCUACAUGGAUUGUUAAACAAACACGCGCACCAGACAGACAGGGGGCAAUAUUGCUGGAAAUGUAUUGACAGAUAUUGUGUUACGUUUGGAUUUUGAAGCCAGUAGUGGCUAACCAGGGGUGGGAUAAUGUCAAUGCGGCUUUGAUUGGAUGGUAGCCUGGAGCUUUAUGUUUAUGACAGUUUGCGAUGGAACCAAUGAACAGUGGUGGAAAAAGUACCCAAUUGUCAUACUUGAGUAAAAGUAAAGAUACGUUAAUAGAAAAUGACUCAAGUAAAAGUGAAAGUCACCAAGUAAAAUACUACUUGAGUUUUAAAUAUACUUAAGUAUCAAAAGUAAAUGUAAUUGAUAAAAUGCACUUAAGUAUCAAAGUAAAUGUAAUUGAUAAAAUGCACUUAAGUAUCAAAAGUAAAAGUAUAAAUCAUUUCAAAUUCCUUAUAUUAAGCAAACCAGACAGCACCAUUUUCUUUCUUUAUUUUUUUUACGGAUAGCCAGAGGACACACUCCAACACUCAGACAUAAUUGACAAACAAAGUAUUUGUGUUUAGUGAGUCCGCUAGAUCAGAGGCUGUAGAUGCCAGGGUUGUUCUCUUGAUAAGUGCAUGAAUUGGACCAUUUUCCUGUCCUGCUAUGCAUUCAAAAUGUAACUAGUACUUUUGGGUGUCAGGGAAAAUGUAUGGAGUAAAAAGUACAUUCUUUUCUUUAGGAAUGUAGUGAAGUAAAAGUAAAAGUUGUCCAAAAAAAUAAAUAAUUGUAAAGUACAGAUACUAAAAAAAACUACUUAAGUAGUACUUGAAAGUAUUUUUACUUAAGUACUUUUAGAAUUACAUUGCAUGCUACUCAUAGGUGGGAUAUGAGCUACUGCAGACCCUGAACUAUAACCACUGUGAUUAUUAUUUCACCCUGCUGGUCAUCUAUGAACGUCUCAACAUCUUCAAGAACAAUCUGGCCUUAAUGGCCUUGUACUCUUAUAAUCUCCACCCAGCACAGCCAGAAGGGGACUGGCCACCCCUCAGAGCCUGGUUCCUCUCUAGGUUUCUUCCUAGGUUCCUACCUUUCUAGGGAGUUUUUCCUAGCCACCGUGCUUCUACAUCUGCAUUGCUUGCUGUUUGGGGUUUUAGACUGGGUUUCUGUAUAGCACUUUGUGACAUCUGCUGAUGUAAAAAGGGCUUUAUAAAUAAAUGUGAUUGAUUGGUUGGUAUGUCUUGUUAUUUCAUGGUUUUAAUCACUACAACUACAGCUUUAAAAAAUAAAAUAAAAUGGAAUGAUUUUGUAGGCCAUUGUGAAUGUGAUGUUAUGUUGAGUGUCUGGUUCUAUAUGAUUGUUGUGUGUGUGUGUGUGUAGUUGUAUCUGAUUUUGUGUAUGUUAUUUUGGUGUGUGUGUGUGUGAUUGUAUGUGAUGUUGUGAUUGUUGUGUCUGGUUGUAUAUGAUUGUUGUGUGUGUUAUUUUGGUGUGUGAUUGAUUGAUUGAUUGAUUGUGAUUUAAUAUUGUAGACAAGGAUGAGCAGCAGUGUCGCCAGCUGAUGGCCGGUCUGGACAAGGUGACCAGUGAUCUGGACAAACAGGAGAAGGCCAUCUACGCUCGAGUACGCCCCCCGCUGGAGCACACCAGGCCACUGCAGGACAGCGCUGACCGCCUGCAGGACAUGAAGGUAGUUCAGCGUUUUUCUCUUUCUCUGCACAGAGGGUGUACAGAGGUAGAGAUGCUUUUCUUACUCUCCUCUUCUCCUGUCUGCCUCUGGCACUAUUUAGACUAGAAUCCUUUCGAUAAAGUUUUCAAAACCAUUUAAUCCUACCAAAGAAAGUUUGACAGGUUUAAUGCAGGAAGUACUAUUAGUAGUUCCAGGAAGUCUACACUGUGUUAUACUUAUCCCAUUUUCUUCCACCAGGACAUUGCGGCCGUGGUUCGUAAGAUCGAGCCGGAGAAGUCGUCCAAGGUGAGGGAGGCUGAGAAGUUCCUGACCUCUAACCCUAAAUGUGCCAGCGCCCCUCAGCUGAACGGCAAGGUGAACGAGGCCAACAAUAAAUAUGACAAGAUCAACCUGCUGCUCAAGUGCUCAGAGGACAAGUAAGUAGCUUUUUACUUGACUUGUAGUAGUUAGAGAAAAGGUCCUCCUUGUUACUUUAUACUUUGUAUAAGAGAGUUUUCCUGUUUUACUAAGAUGACAAACCUGUAGGCUACUAUUACACAAUAUUUAAACUCAUUUAAGUGUCACAUGAAUCAAAUAGAAUGGAAUCAUAUCAUGUGUUUGUUUACAGGCUUCAGAAUUCCAACCGCCUGGAGAACUCCCUUCAAAACGGGAAAACUUUAUUGUCCAGCUAUGAGAACAAGCUGGCCAGGGAGGAAGUCGCCCCAGCAGACAUCUCGUCUCUGGAGAUGACACAGCGCCAACUGGCUGUAAGAUGGCUGUCCUUCUAUCUCUUGUUUAUUCUAAUCAGGAUUCAUAUUUAGAUCCUCUCCACAAAGGAAAUGUAUUGUAUUUUUACAGUUCAGAUACAAAGACCGAAGCAAAUUUGCUAAUGACAUAGAGUAAAAAUGCAUGAUGAACUGGAAGAUCUGAGCUACAUACCAUAUCUCAAGUUUAUCCUAGUUGGGGCAGAAUUUCUCCAUACACACAAUUCAACCUCACUUCCUCUCCUGACAGGAUAUUGCAUCAGAGCUGAAGACCAAGAGGUCCGCGGUGACGGAGACGGAGGCUAACCUGCGUGCGGCCAAAGGCAGCUGUGACACCAUGGCAACCAAGCUGCAGGAGCACUGCCCUGACAUCGAGAGGCAGGAGGGCGAGGUUCAGAAGCUGAACAAACGCUACGACAACCUCAACAGGCAGAUCGACACCAGGUAAAGGGACUGACAUAACUUUCAAAUCAAUUCAAAUCUAAUUCUAUUAGUUGCGUACACAUAUUUAGCAGAUGUUAUCGUGGGUGUAGUGAAAUGCUUGUGUUCCUAGCGCCAACAGUACACUAAUAACAAUGCAAAUCAAAAAAAUACAAAUGAAAGGAAUAUAGAAAUAUUAGAAUGAGCAAUGUCAGACUCCGGAAUAUAAAUAUAUAUGUAUAUGAUGGUGUGUAUAGACAUUAUGGACAGUAUAUGGAUAGAAAAGGCGUGUACAGCAGUAGGCCUUGACUAGAAUACAGUAAAUAGAUAUGAAGUGUGUAAAACAGUAUGUAAACAUUAUUAAAGUGACGAGUCUUCAAUGAUUAUGUACCAUACAUAGGGCAGCAGUCUCUAAGGUGCUGUUGAACACUGUGGCUGCGUUCCGAUUUUCUACCCUUCUCUAGAACUCAAAAUCAUUGGAUUGGUGCAAGUAUGACUGGAGGGAGUUUCCAUUUCCAACAUAUUUCUUACACCAGUCAAUUUAAUUUUAAAUCCAUAAGGGGAAGUGUACAAGUGCACACUUCGGGAGAAGGGUAGAGAAUCGGAAUGUGACCUUUGACUCUUUUAAGAGCACAGCUCAUCCACACAUUAUAUUUGUGAGGUGAGAGGACUGAUUCAUCGCCCUUUACUACUGGUAAAAAAAGAAGGUUGAAGCCAAGAACAAGACUCAUCAUAGCCGGUCCUGUAUUGUGGUUUUACUAUAAUAGACGUCACUUGACAUUGUGUUGUGGAAUGUUAUAUUCACGUUGUGGUAUGUUACAUUCACGUUGUGUUGUGGGUAUGUUACAGAACUCAGAGCCUGCAGAGGGCUAAGAUGUCGUACAACAACUACCGCAGUGAUUACGACAACCUGAACAGCUGGCUGUCCCGCGUGCCAAACUAUGAGCCAACUGAGAAGGACAACCUCAGUCAGGUGGAAACCAAGCUGGUAAACCAGAAGGUAAGUGGUUGAGGAUGGAAUAGGGUGAAGUUACCCCUAGACGCUGAUUUCUGAUUUUCCCACUAAUGGUUAAUGUUAGGAUUGGGGAGGGGAAGGUGAUUUUAGAUCUGUACCUAGGGGAAACGUCACCCCGGCGCGGUUGAGGAUAGUCAGGUGUUCCGAAUUUUGCAACCCUGUCCUGGACUAAAAACAUUUUCAGCUGAGAGGUUCCAGUCAGUUUUCUAGUUGUAAUGUAAAUAGUACUCUUUUGAUCCAAAGAAUUAGACUCUAGUCCUCUACCUCUAAUGGUCCUGUUAUGUUUCUCGGUCUAAAAUGUUGAUUGCCGUGUUGUUGUUUUCACAGAACCUGCUCUCCGACAUUAAAAAGAAGGAGUCUGACUUGAACAACGUAUCAAAAAAUGCCCAACUUUACCAGCAAGCCGUCAAGGUAGGGGAAUGAACACUGAUAGACACAUCCAUUCUGAUUAACUACUGCGAGGAGAAAUGUUUACAAUUUGAAGUAACUAUUUCUCUCAUCUCUCUCUCUUUCUUCCUCUCAAUUAUAAUUGAUUUUACUAAUUUGUCUGUGUUUGCAGGAAUAUGAGAAUGAUACUGAAAUGUUCAAGUCUAUUCUGGACCUUGAAGACGGGCUGGUCCCUCAGACCUACAAGAGAAGCAGACUGGAGUCCCCUGCACUCAGGGUCAAGGAAGAGGUAAGGAAGACUGCGGCCCAAAUGGCACCCGUUUCACUAUUUAGUGCACUACUUUUUGGACUCUGGUCAUAAGGCCCUGGUCAAAAGUAGUGCACUAGAUAGGGAAUAGGGUGCAUGGGUCCUGGUCAAAAGUAGUGCACUAGAUAUGGAAUAGGGUGCCAUUUGAGAGACAGCCCUUGACUAUAACCUUAAUGCAUAUUACAUGUUGUAAUGUGAUCCAAUUUGUAAGUCGCUCUGGAUAAGAGUGUCUGCUAAAUGAUGUAAAUGUAAAUGUAUACAUUUUGAUACAUUUUCAGGAAGACUUUUGAACGAUAUCUUCCAAUUAACAUUCUGGAAAUGCCCCUGGUUUCAUGCAUUUCAUAAUUUCCUUGUUUACAGGAAUCUGCCAUUGAAGCGAAAUUCACCGAAGUGAAUGCAGUUAACAAGCAAAGGCUGGCGAAUCUGCAGUUUGCCCAAGGCCUUAUGAAUCAGGUGCUCCUGAAUGUUCAACAAUCAAUGUUGCACAUCUUUAUAAAGAUCGAAAAUUAAUUGAAAUGUCACAUAAUUCUAAAUAAACAUCAUAGCCAUUACUUCUAAAAAAUAACCCCAGCCUCUUCUCCCUCUCUCAGCAAUCAGACGUGAUCGUCUGCAACAAUGUCCAGCAAGUCAAAUCUGCCGCUCCCGGAGAAGAAGCCUGGAGGAUCGAGAGUCAACUGAAAGGACGAGAUCCAGAGGAGGGAGCAGCUGGAGAAGGAUCUAGAGAAAAUCCAGACAGACAUCUACAUGUUGGAGGGCCAGAAGCCGGAGGACACCGUCGUCAAGAAGGAGAUCAUCAAGAAGGUUCCGGAUCCUACUCUGGUCGACGAGGUCCACAAUGUCCGUCAGAAGCUGUCGGACGAAACCCGGGCCACCCGGGCCAUGGACAACGAGCUGGAGGCACUGAGGCUGAAGCUGCGCGGCAUCGAAACAGAGAUCAAAGAAGGAGCACAGCAGUACACCGUGAAGGAGGUGCUGCGUAUCGAGAGGGACCGCGGCCAGGAGGAAGAGGUGAGGAGGCUCAGGGAGGAGCUGGAGGAGCUGAGGAGGAAGAAGACCAUCAAGGACAAUGAGGUGGUCCAGAUCACGAAGCAGGUGACGCUCCUGGCGCAGCAGAAGUCCAAGGAGCAGGAGGUGAUCACAGAGGAGGAGGUGAUUAAAGUGCAGAACGACCCGCAGCUGGAGAGCGAGUACCGCAUCCUCCUGGACAGGAAGCAGAAGGAGCAGGAGAACAGGAAGCAACUGGAGGACGAGCUGCGCUUCCUCCAGGACAAGCUCCGCAGGCUGGAGAAGGAGAAGUCCAUGGCCGAGGAGAAGAUCUCCAUCAAGGAGGUGCUGAAGGUGGAGAAGGAUAUCGCCUUCGAGAGGGAGGUAGAGAACCUCAGGAGGCAGCACGAGGAUGAGAAGGCCAAGCACCGGUCUUCCCAAAGGGAGCGCGCCGACCUCCAGAGGAAGAUCUCCAGCCUGGAGGAGGAAAAGUCAAGGGUCAUAGUUCAGGAGAAGGUGAGGGAGAUCGUCAGGCCCGACCCCAAGGCUGAGGCUGAAGUGGCCAACCUGCGCAUGGAACUGGUAGAGCACCAGAGGAGGUACAGAGACGCCGACCAGCAGCUGAAGUCCCACCAGGACGAGCUGAAGAUGCUGAGAAACAGAGGUCCACAGAUCGAGGUCAAGGAGAUCAUCAAGGAAGUCAUCAAGUACAAGACGGACCCGCAGACCGAGAGGGAGCUGGAGAAGCUCCGCAACGAGAUUGUGGACAAGACGCACCAGACGGAGAAGUCAGAGAUGGAGAUCAGGCAGCUGAGGGACGAGAUUCAGCGGUGGAAGGACACCAAGCCCCAGGUGCAAAUUAAAGAGGUGGUUAACGAGGUGCUGGAGUACAAAGAAAACCCCAAGACCAAGGAGGAGAUUGAAAUACUGAAGAGGAAGCUGGCGGACGAGCAGAAGAAACGCCUGGACCUGGAGAGGGAGCGAUCAGCUAAUGAGGAGAAGAUCCGGCUAAGGAAGAUCGACCUGUCCCAGGUCAGGGAGAAGUUGGUCCAGCAGGAGGUGGUUAAGAUGGAGGAGGACCCAUUACUGAGGUCAGAGUGCAACACCUUCACGCAGAACAUCAACAAUGAACAGAGGCAGAGGGAGACCCUGAAAGUGGAGCUUUACCAACUUCAGAGGCAGAAGGCCGACCUGGACGCACAGCUGGAGGAGCUGGAGCGAGAACGUCGGGCUAGGCGCGAUGCAGAGCUGGAGAUCCAGAGGCUGAGGGUCAGGCUGAAUGAGAUGGAGGUCAUGGACAAGGAGAACAGGGAGAGGGUCACAGUGAAACAGAUGGUGGUUCUCCAGCAGGACCCCCAGCAAGAGAAAGAGCACUCCAUCCUCAAGCUGCAGGUGGAGGAGGAGAGACACAAGCGUACCCUGCUGGAGAAGGAGCUGAAUGUCCUGCUCCAGCAGCAGGUCACCCUGGAGAGGAUUGAGGUGAAGGAGAAGGUGGUGCGCACCGAGACCAUCCAGGUGGAGAAGGACCCUGAGGCCGAGAUGGAGAUCGAGAAGAUGACGAGGACGCUGGACCAGGAGAAGAGGAGGAGGCUGGAGCUGGACCAGGAGCUGGGCAGCCUCAAGUCCCGCCUGUCCGACAUGGAGUUUACCAACACCAAGUCGUCCAAGGAGCUGGACUACAUCCGCGACGAGAGCAGCCGCCUCCAGCAGGAGAACCAGAGGCUACAGAACGACAUCCGCAGGCUGCAGUCCGAGAUCCAGAUCACCUCCACGGAGACCCGGAGCAUCUCCAACUCGGCCCCCAUGGAGAACGGGAAGAACCUGGAGCUGAGGCUGGACUCGCUGCAGGGGGAGCUGGCCGAACUGAGGGCCAUCACCAGGCAGAAGGAUGAGGAGAUCGAGAAGCUGCAGAAGGGCCUGGCGGCGAUCCAGAUCAAGAGGGAGCAGAGGGAGAGUCACCUGAGGAGAUCCAUCGUGGUCAUCGACCCCGACUCGGGCAAGGAGAUGCGGCCGGAGGAGGCCUACAAGCUGGGACUGAUUGACUGGAAGAUGUUUGUGAACCUCCAGAGCCAGGAGUGCGACUGGGAGGAGAUCAGCAUCAAGGGCCCCAAGGGGGAGUCCUCUGUUCUCCACGACAGGAAGUCUGGGAAAAAGUUCUCCAUUGAAGACGCCCUGAAGGCUGGGAAUAUCACCACCCACCAGCUGCAGCAGUACCAUAACAAAGAGAUCACCAUACAGGAGUUCGGGGUCAUGGUGUCGGGAAAGACCAAGUGA